GUUGGUUUGAAGCAUCAGUUUCGAAGUAUUUUCAGAACAAUACACACGUGGAAUCUGCGUCUGUCUGUGCAGUCAUAUACACGGCUUUUCUUACAAGUUCUCUUUGUGAAGCAACCAAACCAACCUCCAACUUCUCAUCAUGUCUGGCCGCGGAAAGGGAGGCAAGGUGAAGGGAAAGGCAAAGUCCCGCUCCAACCGGGCCGGUCUGCAGUUCCCGGUCGGCCGUAUCCACCGACUGCUGCGCAAGGGCAACUACGCGGAGCGCGUCGGAGCGGGCGCGCCCGUCUAUCUGGCCGCGGUCAUGGAGUACCUGGCGGCGGAAGUGCUCGAGCUGGCGGGUAACGCGGCCCGCGACAACAAGAAGACGCGCAUCAUCCCGCGCCAUCUGCAGCUGGCCAUCCGCAACGACGAGGAGCUGAACAAACUGCUGUCCGGGGUGACCAUCGCCCAGGGCGGCGUGCUGCCCAACAUCCAGGCCGUGCUGCUGCCCAAGAAGACGGAGAAGAAGGCUUAAGCUGGGGUGUGCGGACUCUGCGUGGGAUAUACAUCUCUAUGGACACGAACGCUUUGGAAAACAGGCCUACGACACCCGAAACCUCGCUACGACACAAAACGCCCUUAUCAGGGCGAC
Molecule: messenger RNA, 631 nt
Organism: Anopheles gambiae (African malaria mosquito)
Lineage: Eukaryota; Metazoa; Arthropoda; Insecta; Diptera; Culicidae
Product: histone H2A
Exons: 1
Coding region: 140-514 (124 amino acids)
Cellular component (GO): nucleosome
Molecular function (GO): protein heterodimerization activity; structural constituent of chromatin; DNA binding
Source: RefSeq, a predicted model, not a curated record